This is a messenger RNA of Aspergillus melleus, 969 nucleotides long. RefSeq names its product WSC domain-containing protein (gene WSC4). The transcript has 4 exons. Lineage: Eukaryota; Fungi; Ascomycota; Eurotiomycetes; Eurotiales; Aspergillaceae. The coding region runs from base 1 to 969 and encodes 322 amino acids. The record is from RefSeq and is a predicted model, not a curated record.
AUGCACUUCAGCCUAGCUCUCUCGCUGCUCGCUUUGUUUUCGUGGCCGACUGUCGUGCUUUCGGCUUCAGAUAUCUACUACUGUGCUUCGGUCAAUACCGGGGCUUCAAAUGCCGCAAAUAGCAGUACUUUUCAAUCGAACGGCCUUUGUAUAGAUCAUUGCACCGGAAAAUGGGCCUUCGGGAUCCUUCAAGGCAAGCAGUGCUGGUGCUCCAAUAUCGCCCCGAAUAAAGCGACUACUGUGGACGAUAAGAAAUGCGACACCGGCUGCCCAGGUUAUCCAGAUGACAGUUGCGGAGACGCGUCCAAGGGACUCUUUGCCUAUCUAGAGAUGUCUGGCCAAAUGCCAACCGGUACAGCAACUGCGCCCAAGACAGCAACAAGCACUACCGAGAAAGAAACCUCGACAAAAUCCGACAGCUCAACCACCACUACUUCGGGCACGUCUACCACCACCACCGGGCAUCAUACCGUUGCUGUCGAAACCAAUGCUGGCGGCGAAAUAAAAACCAUCACAGUAGGAGGCGCUGGCCCGACUUCAACGCCGACGCCGACCUCCUCCGAUGACGAUGACGACGGCUCAGGCCUUGCGGGAGGGACUAUAGCCGGCGUCGUCGUGGGCUCUGUCGGUGGUUGCGCUGCCAUCGUGGCAUUGAUUUUCAUGGUCCUCCUAGCAAAGCGUCGAUCGCGAUCGCCCAGUCCUGAUCCCAGCGUUCAAAACAUAUUGCUGGAUGGAAGAGCAAGCAAGGGCUCGCAAAUGAGUUUCAUGAAGGGCAUGUUCUCGGACAAUCACAGCCACACCUUGUCUGCUGGUUCAUCGAUAGCGCCCCGUAUGCCACCCGCAGCAUACACCGACAACCGCAUGAAAGAUGCGUCGAUUUGGCCCACUGGCCGUCGCAACAGUAGCGUGUCACUUGCCGAUGAUCAAGAUUAUUCGCGACCAGUCUUACGGUUGACGAAUCCCGACUGA